Hypoxylon fragiforme is the source of this 2280-nucleotide messenger RNA. RefSeq names its product ankyrin. The transcript has 2 exons. The record is from RefSeq and is a predicted model, not a curated record. NCBI's taxonomy places the organism in Eukaryota, Fungi, Ascomycota, Sordariomycetes, Xylariales, Hypoxylaceae. The coding region runs from base 1 to 2280 and encodes 759 amino acids. Gene Ontology annotation, molecular function: protein binding. Gene Ontology annotation, cellular component: nucleoplasm.
AUGGAUGCGCAGAAUGCUGUCGAGUCCACGUACACGAAACAGGCCGCUUUGGAGAAGCGGGGAGUUGAGUCUGACGAUCUUAAGUCGACGGUGACAGCGAAUAAUACCACAACAAAUAACACGAAGCUUCCUUCUACCACAAAAUCCGCUUCCACAGACAAAAAUUCAUCAUGCGUGACAACACUUUCGAGUGCGCAGGACGAGGAGGUUAAUCCUGAGCAGAACUCCGAUGCAGAGACAAUCGUUCUCCCAGGGAAAGACGGUGUUUCUCCAAUAAAGCCAAGGAAGUUGAUAAAAUAUGAAGAUAAGAGCGAUGGCGACAUUGACGACGUUUUACCACCUCCGAGAAAACACCCCAAAGACGAUAGGGAUGGCGAUCGCACUGUUGGUCCUCCUAACGAUGCUGUUCUGUCUCUGGAAAGGAAAAAGGGACUGCUUAGAAAAGAAAAGCAGUCACGGAAUAAGGAUGCUUCCAGUGGCCUUAGCUCUGCUCCUGCAUCACCGCCUCCUCAUCGUCGUCAAAACAAUAACAUCGAGCAACCUUUUCGACGACGCAUAUCCGGUGAUGCUAAUUCGGAAUCUGGCUCAGAGUCGUCUAAGUCAAAGUCUAAAGACCCGAAGGAACCCAUUAAACAAAAGUCUAAAUCCGUAGAUAGGUUGUUGCAUACUAAGCGUAAGGCACCAAAAGCUGAAUCUGAGGAUGAAAGCGAGUCGCGAAAGGCUCGCCGGCCCCGCAUGUCAGACGCGAGCCUCGACAACAACACCAUCGCUAGGGAACGGGACCAAAGGUCCUCCACUCGUCCACACCAUGACAAAAUUUCCACUCGAAAUCGAUCACCUUCACCGCAAGGCCGUGCUCACCGACGUAGCUUAUCGACUCAACUUCCUUCCCAAUCUUCAAAUGGCUUCAGCGUAAAGAAAAGACGCAUCCCUGCUCCUCUUCAAUCAACAGAUUAUCAUUCUGACGAUUCAUCUGCCAGUGGCAGUCCGCAUCCCCGAAGCUCCAAGUUGAGGAGCAUUGCUACUCCUGUCACUGGUGACUCAACAAUAUCGCCUGCGAGGAUGCCACCUCACAGAAAACACGUUGACAAUCAUGGGCAGACUUUACUUGCCAAGGCUUGUGCUAAAGGCGAGUAUGAAGUUGCUAAGAAACGGUUGACUGAACGUCCAGAUGAUCUGAACUUUGCCGAUUACGCCGGGAACACACCUCUUCAGGUUGCUUCGCUUAAUGGCCAUGAACAGAUUGUGCAACUUCUGAUUAAUGCGGGGUGUAAUUUGGAUUGUCGGAACAGUGACAAAGAGACGCCACUCCUAGACGCUGUGGAAAAUGGCCAUCUUGGUGUCGUUCAGUUAUUGUUGAAAGCUGGUGUAAAUCCCCGCAAGGCAGAUGCCGAGGGACACGAACCGUUGGAGAAAGUACCUGAUGAUCUGGAGAAUGCAGAAGAGAUCCGGGCUGCAUUAAGAGAAGCGAAGGAAAGGGUGGGGGAGCUACGACGAACCUCUGAGGACCAUCCACCCAAUGAUUUACAAGAUGCUCUCUCUUCUCUUGGACCCGAAAGCCCUCGUCGUUCCCCCACAGCAUCUGGCAGUGGCGCAUUGGCAGCUCAACGUCGUGGUGGUGCUGUGCGAUCGACCAAGACAAGCAAUCAUCUCUUGUACAUGAAUCUUGACGACAAGACCCUUAGGCAAGCCGCCGCGCGAGGCGAUAACGAGACGGUAACCCGCGUGCUCCAAGUCAAAGAACGAUGUGACGACCCUGAAGCCCUGGUCAAUGCAGCCCGUGGCGGACAUAGUCUCGUCGUUGAACUCCUCUUGGCUUUGGGAGGUGCAAACGCUGAUCCACGGCCACUUUCAAGUCUUCCAAUCGAAUAUGGAACACCAAUGUUGGCUGCUAUUGGUGGAGAAAAUAUCGAGGUUAUUAAACUGCUUCUCAAUGCAUCUAACUUCGACCCAACACGCCGGUACAAGGGCCAGACUUAUUACGAGAUAGCCAGACGUCGAGAAGGUCCUGCGUGGAAAGAGGAGGAGCACAUUCUGAAAAAUGCUUAUGAUGACUAUAAGAAAGCAUCAAAAUCUUCGAAAAAGUCUCGGGACCGUGAGCUAGAUCAAGAAUUUCGACGUACUAAUCGAACAGAGACCAGUUUAGACUCUGCUCGGUCGCAUAAGCGCAAGCCAUCAAGCCCCCCUCGCGAUACUGAUUCAAAGAAGAAGGCGGCCUCUACUAAAGUUUCUGACCCAACUCGCAAAGUCAAAAUUGGUAGAGUCAGACCAAGCUUCUGA